UCUCCAAAUCCCACACAACCCCUCUCGCUCCCAAUCUCUCUCUACUUUCUCAAUUUCCCAAAUUCUCGAACCCUAACUCUCUCUCUCUCCAACCCCAAAUGGCGCCCAAGGCAGAGAAGAAGCCCGCCGAGAAGAAGCCGGCAGAGGAGAAGAAGUCCACCGUCGCCGAGAAGGCCCCGGCAGAGAAGAAGCCCAAGGCCGGCAAGAAGCUCCCCAAGGAGGCCGGAGCCGCCGCCGGAGACAAGAAGAAGAAGAGGAACAAGAAGAGCGUAGAGACCUACAAGAUCUACAUCUUCAAGGUCCUCAAGCAGGUCCACCCUGACAUCGGGAUCUCCAGCAAGGCCAUGGGAAUCAUGAACAGCUUCAUCAACGAUAUCUUCGAGAAGCUCGCUCAGGAGUCGUCGAGGCUUGCGAGGUACAACAAGAAGCCGACGAUUACUUCUCGGGAGAUCCAGACCGCUGUGAGGCUUGUACUUCCCGGUGAAUUGGCCAAGCACGCUGUUUCUGAGGGUACAAAGGCUGUGACCAAGUUCACAAGUUCUUAGUGUGGAGGGUUCUGGACUAACUAGCUGCUUUGCUUUUAGUUCUUCUAUGUUCAGAUUUAGGUUUUUAAUUAGUGACUCUGUAAUUCUCUUUAUGAAAUAGAUGGUUGAUAUCA
Messenger RNA from Rosa rugosa (rugosa rose), 658 nucleotides. Its product is annotated as probable histone H2B.1. Gene Ontology annotation, molecular function: structural constituent of chromatin; protein heterodimerization activity; DNA binding. Lineage: Eukaryota; Viridiplantae; Streptophyta; Magnoliopsida; Rosales; Rosaceae. The transcript has a single exon. The coding region runs from base 99 to 545 and encodes 148 amino acids. Gene Ontology annotation, cellular component: nucleosome. The record is from RefSeq and is a predicted model, not a curated record. Gene Ontology annotation, biological process: nucleosome assembly.